UACACGCAAUUAAAUUACGCGGCAUCCCCCGUCGUGUGCUAUCCGAUGGAUGAUAACAAAGUUGGGAAUCAGUCGAAAGGCGGCGCACAUCGUCCUGAGACAGCAUCGUCGACGGCAACAAAAUUAUUCCGUUAUAAAAACAUCACUUCCGCACUCCUUUGCUUCACUUGCGGCGCUUGCUUUAUUCUGAGUUUAAUUUGCAUCUGCUUGGCGACGUUGGUCAUUUUACUGAAUCAGGCUGUCGAGGCGACGAAUUAUCGAUACGAUUUGAACAAGCAUACAAUGACUGAUAAGUAUGAAAGCUUUAGGUUGCCAAAAGAAGUGAAGCCUAUACAAUAUGAUCUCUUCUUGCAUCCAAAACUCAAACAAAAAACAUUUUCUGGAAAAGUGACUAUCCUUAUUGAUGUCCUUGAUGAUAGAAGGACCAUAGCUCUUCAUCAAAAGGACCUUAAUAUUACAACUGUGGAAUUAAAAACUUAUGGUCUAGAAGAAGAUUAUGAAAUUAAAAUCUCUUCUAUCAGCAAUCCUUCAAAAUAUGAAAUUUUUGUGAUAUCAACUAAAACAGAUCUUAAAUCAGGAUUAUAUAAUUUGAGCCUAGAAUUUGAUGGAAGUCUUAAAAAUAAAAUAGUUGGAUUUUAUUCCAGCACAUAUCAGUAUGAUAGUAAAGAAAGAUAUAUGGCUACUACUAAGUUUGAACCAACGUAUGCUAGACAAGCUUUUCCAUGUUUUGAUGAACCUAAUUUUAAGGCAGAAUUUUCAGUAAAAUUAGUUUGUCCUAUGGAGGACAACUAUCAUGCUUUAUCCAAUAUGAACAUAGAGAAUAUAGAAUAUAAUAAACCAAAAAAUAAUCUAAUGACAACAACAUUUGCAAAAACUGUACCCAUGUCAACAUAUCUAGCCUGUUUUAUUAUUAGUGACAUGGAAAAAUUGAAAAUGACAGCAAAAGGAUUAAAAGGCCGAGAAUUUCCAGUCAGUAUUUACAGCACAAAACUUCAAGAAAAAGAAAAGAGAGAAUUUCCUUUGCAAAUUAGUGUGAAAGCUAUAGAAUAUUAUAUAAAAUUAUUUCAAAUAGAUUACCCACUACCGAAACUCGAUAUGGUUGCUAUCCCUGAUUUUGUAUCUGGAGCUAUGGAAAAUUGGGGUAUAGUGACUUUUAGAGAAACAAGACUUCUUUAUGAUGAUCGCAACAACUCUAUUAUUGAUAAGCGCAAUGUUGUUAAUGUAAUCUGCCAUGAAUUAGCUCAUAUGUGGUUUGGAAAUCUUGUUACUUUAUCCUGGUGGAACGACUUAUGGCUCAAUGAAGGUUUUGCUACAUAUAUGUCAUAUAAGAGUGCAGAUGAAAUUUUACCGAACCAGAAAUAUAUGGACCAAUUUUCUAUUGAUGUAAUCCAUAAAGUAAUGGUUACAGAUGCAAAAUUGAGCUCUCAUCCUAUAAUUCAAAAUGUUAAAAAUCCAGAUGAGAUAACUUCAUUUUUUGAUGAAAUUUCUUAUCAAAAAGGAGCAUCUAUAAUUCGCAUGAUGGAGAACUUUAUUGGUGAUGAUUUUUAUUAUGCCAUUGUUAGCUACUUGGAUAAGUAUGCAUAUCGGAAUGCGCAAACGGUGGAUCUUUUUAAAGUUCUGCAAACCACAAACGACCUCCUAAACAUAACAGAUAUAAUGGAUACUUGGUUACGACAAGAAGGGUACCCUGUUAUUAAUGUAGAAAGACAAUUAAACAAAUUUGUAUUAACUCAAAAACGAUUCUUGAGCGAUUCAAAUGCUAGUUUUGAUCCCUCGAAAUCGAAUUAUAAAUAUCGUUGGACUGUGCCUAUUACUUAUAUUACAAACAGAAACGAAAUAUCCACUCUUAUAUGGUUUGAUAAGGAUGCGGAUCAAGUUGUUAUUGAAGUUGAUGAACAUACCAAAUGGAUAAAACUUAAUGUGAAUCAAGUUGGUUAUUAUCGAGUUAAUUAUGGAACAGAAUGGGAACCAAUUGAAGAGCUACUUCGAACUCAUCCUACGAGAUUAUCGAUAGCGGACCGAGCAAAUCUUUUAGAUGAUCUCUAUAGCCUAGCAGCAGCUAAUGAAAUAGAUUAUUUUGUCACGUUAUCUAUAACUCUGUUUAUGUUUCGCCAUGAAUAUCACGCUAUUCCAUGGGCAAUUGCAAGUUCAAAAAUGAUAGAAAUAUAUACCUUAUUAAAAUCUCUCCCCGUAACUCGGCCGUCUACUGCAAGUCAAUUUCAGGUUUUCGCAUUAAAAAUUUUAGAGAAGAUGUACAAAGAUGUAACUUGGACUGUGAACGAUGCUGUGGAAGAUGAUUUGUUGCCUACAAGUAUUGAUAAUGAAGUGCGUAUAUCGGUACUCGAACUUGCAUGUGCCAUGGGACAUACUGAAUGCUUGCAAGAAGCUAAACGCAUAUUUAUGGAUUGGCUUACUCUUAAAAAAAUGCCACAUCCUGAUAUUCGCGAAUUAGUUUAUUACUAUGGUAUGCGACAAAUUGAUGAAGAUAAAUGGCCAACGAUGUUUCAAUUCUUCGAAGAUGAAACCGAUCCUACAGAAAAAAAUAAAUUGAUGAAGGGAUUAGCAGGCGUAAAAAGUAGUACGAUCUUAAAGGAAUACAUCGAUAAAGCUCGCGAUGAGAAAAUUGUUCGCACUCAAGAUUUCUUGAAAUGUUUGAUUAUGAUUUCCACAAAUCCCGAUGGUACAUUGUUGGUAUGGGAUUGGGUGCGUAAUAACUGGGACUUUUUAGUGGAAAGAUACACAUUGAAUGACCGAUAUCUCGGUCAACUUAUACCGGCCAUUACAAAAUCUUUUGCCACAGAAACAAAAUUGGAAGAAAUGAACGCUUUCUUCGCAAAAUAUCCUAAGGCUGGUGCUGGUGCGAAUAAUCGCGCCAAAGCUCUCGAGACUGUCUCGUGGAACAUUAAAUGGCUUUCUGAAGCUCCUCCUAAAAUCGAUGAAUGGAUGAAAUGGUAUUUUACUUCAGGAUAUGUAUUUAAAUGAAUUCAGAGGAUAUGUGUACCAUAAAAAUACUAAAAAAUAUCUCAACACGGAAGAAGCAUUUUGAAAGAAGAAAUAUUUGAAGUUUAAUAAUAUUGCACACAUAAAUUUCUUUUUCAAUUAUUGUGUGGCAGUGUGGAUAUGUUAAACGAAAAUAUCAAUCUAUAUUAAGUGCGAAGCAUGUUUUUUAUAAUAUAUUUAUAUAAAAUCUUAA
This is a messenger RNA of Camponotus floridanus (Florida carpenter ant), 3193 nucleotides long. RefSeq names its product glutamyl aminopeptidase. Gene Ontology annotation, cellular component: cytoplasm. The transcript is spliced from 14 exons. NCBI's taxonomy places the organism in Eukaryota, Metazoa, Arthropoda, Insecta, Hymenoptera, Formicidae. Gene Ontology annotation, molecular function: peptide binding; metalloaminopeptidase activity; zinc ion binding. Gene Ontology annotation, biological process: peptide catabolic process; proteolysis. Bases 46 to 2982 code for a protein of 978 amino acids. The record is from RefSeq and is a predicted model, not a curated record.